UUUGGCACCAUUUUCCAGGAGCUGCCGGCUUGCCUUGCCUGAGUUUCGCUUUUCUUUUCCUGCAACAAGGAGGCAGCCAGGGAGGUCGGACGAGGCUGUUAUCAUCUGUUGAGGCCGUUCCCGUCCUCUGCGACCCCCGUGUAGGAAGAAAGCAAGGCUGCGUACAGGACAUGGCGCAGACAGUGGUGCCAGGCAGCUCCCCGGGGGAUAACCGUCCCACCUACAUCUACAAGAUGGUCCUGCUGGGAAACACAUCAGUGGGAAAGUCAAGCCUUGCCUACAGAUACGUGAAAAAUGACUUCAAGGAGUCGCUGCCUACUGUAGGAUGCUCCUUCUUCACACAGACAAUCCAACUAGAGACAGCCACCAUCAAGCUGGAGAUCUGGGACACGGCUGGCCAAGAGAAGUACCACAGUGUCUGCCACCUCUACUACCGUGGUGCCCACGCUGCACUCCUUGUUUAUGACCUCACUAAUAAGGAAACAUUCAACAGAGCGAAGCAGUGGCUGGUGGAACUGGAGAAGGAGUUCCUUCCUGAUGAAAUUGUCAUUGCUUUGGUGGGCAACAAGACAGACCUGGCUGAUGAACGGGAGAUUGCAGCUGAGGAUGGGGAAGAGUUUGCAAGGAGCAGAAGCCUGCUCUUCAUGGAGACGUCUGCAAAAUCCAACCACCAAGUAAAUGACAUCUUUAUGGCCGUAGCCCGAGAGCUCCUACGGCGUGAAGGUGAGAAGGCAGCUGUCCCAUCCACGAGUGGCAGGCAGCGUUUGGACCUGCGGGCAAGCGGGACGAAGAGGGUGUGCUGCCAUGUCUGAGGGGCCACGGGCUCCUCACAGGACGUGGGGCUGGACCUUGUGCUGUUGGCAUCGGUGGCCGAGGGGUGACAACACAGGAUAGCUCACAGUCAAUGUGGAGCAAUGAUCCUUCUGCCCAUCUUCUGCCAGUGAAUGCAUGCAGACCCUCAACAGGAUCUUGUGAUGGUGUUCUCCAGAAGUGAGUGGGGAAGUCCACUGUCAAGAAGCAGCCCGGCUGGGGACAUCCCCCUGCCCCAGCCAUGCGCCAGCUUCCCCAGACUCAAGAGAGUUUGGCUUGUGGAGCCCAUCCCAACAACUUCAAGACUUGACUGCCAAUAAAAAGCAGCUCAUCUUA
Messenger RNA from Centrocercus urophasianus (Greater sage-grouse), 1146 nucleotides. RefSeq names its product RAB17, member RAS oncogene family (gene RAB17). The transcript has 6 exons. NCBI's taxonomy places the organism in Eukaryota, Metazoa, Chordata, Aves, Galliformes, Phasianidae. The coding region runs from base 171 to 812 and encodes 213 amino acids. Gene Ontology annotation, molecular function: GTP binding; GTPase activity. The record is from RefSeq and is a predicted model, not a curated record.